CAGGCAUCACUAAAGACACUACCAUAAAGUCAAAGACUCUACCUUCAAAAAUGAGUCCAUCUCUUCUAAACAAGUCCAUUGCUUCCCUGUUGCUGGUCUUGGUGUUCUGUGCAGCCCAAGGCCAAUCCGGUAUCUUGAAUGAUGCCUUCACCGCUGCUUUCCAAAUGUUGUUUUCUGAAACUCGAGGUCUGUUGGCGACCUUGAACGAUGACUCCUCCAUUGCUGAAAAGUUUGAGCAAUGGAUGGCCAAGUACGGUCGCUCUUACAGGAGCAUUACCGAGAGGGUGAACCGAUUCUAUAUAUUCAAAGACAACUACGAGUACAUUGAAAACUUCAACAAUGCCGAGAACAAGAGUUACAAGUUGGGCAUCAAUGAAUUUGCAGACUUAACUCAUGAUGAAUUUUUGGCCAUAUAUGCCAAUAAUGAGAACAUCCCAGGCAUCUCUAGCCCAUUGAAAAUAACCUCUAGGUACCAAAGCCGGCGAAGCCUUGCCGAUGUUCCAUCAAGCAUAAAUUGGGUGGAAAGAGGAGCUGUAACCCCCAUAAAGAACCAAGCUUCAUGUGGAUCUUGCUGGAUAUUUUCGGCAGUUGCAGCCACAGAAGGGAUUGUACAGAUCAAAACUAGGGAAUUAAUGUCUCUAUCAGAGCAACAAGUAAUGGAUUGUAACGGCGUGCGUAACGGCUGCUCUGGUGGAUGGAUGACUGAAGCAUUUAAUUACAUUGUACAAAACGAAGGCGUCGCAAAUGAUACAAUUUACCCAUACCAGGGGAAAAGCUUAACUUGUGACACUACCUUGGCCUCAGAAAUUGCUGCCCAAAUUAGUGGUUAUGAAGAAUUGCCUGCCAACAACGAGACAGCGCUACUAGAGGCUGUAGCUCAACAACCUGUCUCAAUUGUCAUUGAUAGUACCAGAGAAGGCUUUCAGUUCUACAAAAGCGGGGUUUACACUGGAGAGUGUGGCACUGCAACGUCCCAUGCUGUUACCACAGUUGGGUAUGGUACUAGUGAGGAUGGGAUUAAGUAUUGGCUCCUGAAAAAUUCGUGGGGCACGACUUGGGGUGAAGACGGAUACAUGAGGAUUCAGAGAGAUGUAUCAGAUCCUCGAGGUCUUUGCGGAAUUGCCCAAAAGUCUUCCUAUCCUGUUUUCUACGAAACAAAAUCAAGCAGAAGAUGAAUAGGUAGCUCCUAGUCCUUGAGCUUCCUUCCUACUAUCUGGAGUAUUAGUCAAGCAGUUGAAUAAGCAGCUCAUUGAGCUUCCUUUCCUACAAUAAGCUUGUUAUGUAUUUUUAAUUGGCUGUGAAAAUGCCAGAAUUAUGUUGUUGUUUGUAUCAUAAUUUGCUUGUAUCAUAAGUUGAAUAAAAUAUGAUACUACUACUACUAAAACA
Messenger RNA from Tripterygium wilfordii, 1386 nucleotides. RefSeq names its product zingipain-2-like. Bases 51 to 1175 code for a protein of 374 amino acids. The record is from RefSeq and is a predicted model, not a curated record. Gene Ontology annotation, cellular component: lysosome. NCBI's taxonomy places the organism in Eukaryota, Viridiplantae, Streptophyta, Magnoliopsida, Celastrales, Celastraceae. Gene Ontology annotation, molecular function: cysteine-type endopeptidase activity. The transcript is spliced from 2 exons.